AUGAUUCAGGACUCGUCUUGUAGGCGAAGUCCCUGUACCCGUUGUCACAUCGUUUCAUUUUCCGAAGCUAACAAUGGACAAGGAAGCGAUGAAGAUUUACGUGUAACUUGUUACUUUAAUUAUUUUUUUCCUUAUUUAGUCUUUUCUUUGUACUCUGAUCUGAUUUUGUUUAAUUACAGACGAAAGUAUCUGAAGAAACUUCAGGAGGAGCAUGGACCAUUCCCAAUCAAAAUGACACCAUAUAAUCUCGUCAUGGAUGGACGUGAAGAAUGGCUAUCCCUGAGUGCUACUCAAAAAGCUCCAUAUAUUGACCAGGUCAGACAAAAUAGGAAGAAAGAAAGAGAAUGGAAGAAGAACAACUAUCAUUGUUGUUAUCCCACUUUUUGGACUAACGACAUAACCGUUCUAACGUUUGGUCAUGUCGUGUCAGCCAGGUCAUGUCGUGUCGCAGGUAAACACAGCUCCAGGGAGAUACGUCCGACGUAG
Molecule: messenger RNA, 486 nt
Organism: Spinacia oleracea (spinach)
Lineage: Eukaryota; Viridiplantae; Streptophyta; Magnoliopsida; Caryophyllales; Amaranthaceae
Exons: 3
Coding region: 1-486 (161 amino acids)
Source: RefSeq, a predicted model, not a curated record